AUGAGUGAGUUUAUUGGACCUUCAAGACCUCCUCCUCCUUCUUCUUCUACAACUAACAAGAAAGAGAACGAUGAUGAUGAUGUUAAACCAACUGCUGUAUCAACAACAACAACAACAACAACAACAGUGACAUCCCAAGAACCAAAGAAGAGAACUUAUGGACCAUCAUUAAAUAGUGGGGAUGAUGAAAACGACAACAACAGUAUACCAACUGUUGAAAGACCAACAAAAAGAGUAAUGGGUCCUAGUUUAUCAUUGGAUGAUGAUGAUGAUGAUGAUACUCUUAAGAACAAAGACAUAGUUAAAGAAAAUAGUAGCAGACACGUAGGUCCCUCUGUUGGACCAUCUCGGUCGGUUGGACCAUCAGUCGGACCAUCUCGAUCUGUUGGUCCAUCACGACCAAUGGGACCUUCUAUAGGUCCAUCUAGACCACAAUCAAAUAAUGACGACGAUGAUGACGAUGACGAUGAAGACAAUGAUGAAGAUGACGAUGAAAUUAAAGAACAAUGGUCUAGGUUAAGAUCACAAGACAAUUCAAACACUGGUGAUGACAAACAACAAUUAAAAGUAGAUAAAAAUGGUGAUAUUAUAAGAGAAGAUUGGAUGAAAUCAAUCCCUACUGAUAGAAAAGUUGGAUCACAAUUACAAAAUAGAAAGUUUAGUAGUAAUUCAAAUGUUAGUUUAAAUAAAACUGAUACAAGUUCAUGGACAGAGACAAGAGAAGAACAAGAAAAAAGAAAAGCAAAUGAAAUGACAUCAUCGUCAAGAGGUAAAUACUCUAAAGAAGAGUCACAAGAGAUAUUUAGAAAAAACAAAGAAAAGGAAAUUGAAGAACAAAUGAAAUCAUACAAUGACAGGAAUAGAUCAAAAUCACUAAUGGAAAUGCAUAAAGACAAAAAGAAUGAUAAAAAGUCAUCAUCUUCAUCGACACCAUCAAGAGAAUGGAAUAGAGAUAAACAAAUGGAAGUUGGUGGAAUUGAUAAAAAUCAUUUAAAUAAUAUUGUUGUUAAUGCAAAAUAUUUAAAUUCUAAAUUUGAAUCAAAUUCUUCAAAUAAAUACUUGUAA
Cavenderia fasciculata is the source of this 1065-nucleotide messenger RNA. RefSeq lists its product as uncharacterized. The coding region runs from base 1 to 1065 and encodes 354 amino acids. The record is from RefSeq and is a predicted model, not a curated record. The transcript is spliced from 3 exons. Lineage: Eukaryota; Evosea; Eumycetozoa; Acytosteliales; Cavenderiaceae.